AUGGUUGUGGAGGCGAUGAGUUCCUGCCAAUUUUGGUAUUUCGAUGAUAUCACAAAGUAUGGUAGAAUUGAAGUACUAAACAAUUACGUACCGACAACGCUGGUGACUAUAUCAAUACUGAUACUUUUGCAUAAUUUUUUCAUCCGGUUUUACAAAUAUGAUAUAAAGAAAGAAACACCUACACCGAGCCUGUCAUUGAAACUGAGCUCAUUAAACUUAUCAGAAUCUGAUGAAGAGAUGCCUUUGACAAUGCACGCACAACACAAUUACGGUAGUCACCCUUCACCAAGUGAACUGAAUACCGAUAGCUCAGCAUUGUAUGAUAGACAUUUCUCCAUAAAUAACAUUGAUUCAGGUGAGGUUAAUGACCCAACUAAAUACCAUCUUAUCAAACGUAAUAUGUUUGAAAAAUUCAGAGUGGUAAUAGAAUUUGUAAUUGUAGCAUUCCAAUUACUACUGCAUUGCUACCUCUCUAUUGAAAAAUCUAACUUAAAUGGAGACUUACAGAAAUUCCAUUUUAAGCCACACGUGUUGUUGUGGACAAUCUUGUUCACGCUAGCAACGUUACGGGUAUUGAACUUGAAUCAAAAUAACAAGUUUGUUAAUAAAUACUCGGGUAAUAUUUGGUUAGUGUCAUUCGCUAACUACACGGUGAUCUUCUUAGCUCACAUUUUACCUUUUAGAUCGGCGCUUAUUGGGCAUGUAAAUGACUACGGUAGCUCACAAUAUUACAAAUCUCAAUUCUGGUUGAACCUGGUUUUAAUGGCACUGUUAUUGACAUCUCCAAUUGGAAACAAUCUGCCAGUGCUUUACCAACCACAACAGGAUAGAGCACCUUCCCCAGAACCAUACGUCUCUUUACUGACGUUUUUCAGUUUCCAUUGGGUUCAACCUUUCAUAAACAAGGCUUACAAGAAUAACAGUUUGUCACAUUCUGAUCUGUGGUCUUUGAAAUUGGAGGACUACUCAAUUAAUGUGAUGAAAAGUUUUCUCGAAUUCCGUAACAGACCUUCAAUGAGAAGUUCAAGAUUUGGUAUUUCUUUACUAAGAUAUUUCUUAAACUUAUUUAUGUUUCAAUGGUGCUUCACAACUAUAUCUGCAUUUUCAAUCUUUGUGCCAACUAUCUUGCUGAAGAAAUUGCUAGAUUUCAUUGAGCAUAAGGAUAAAGGUUCUAUGAACCUUGCAUGGUUCUAUGUCUUUGGAAUGUUUAUUUCAAGGUUCAUUGUUGCAAUUUGUGACCAUUGUAACUUGUUCUUGGGGAGAAGAGUCUGUGUUCGAAUGAAAAGUAUCAUUAUUUCAGAAAUCUACAGUAAAGCUUUGAAAAGAAAGAUUACUAAACAAUCAAAACCAGCUGACGAAAAUAAUGAGAAUGAUAUGAUAAAGCAUGACGAAGUGUCACCCCAGGAGGUAAAUGACACCACUCAUGUUAAUGCAGAUGAGGAAUCCUACUCUUCCAAUUUAGGAUCCAUUAUUAACCUAAUGUCAGUUGACGCCUUCAAGAUAUCAGAAUUGUGUGCUUACUUACAUUAUUUUUUGGAAACAGCUAUUAUGUUGACGGUUUCCUUGAUUUUGCUGUACAAGGUUAUUGGUACAGCUGCUUUUGUUGGUAUUUUAAUCACUAUUAUUAUCAUUCCUAUUAAUUCCAAGUUGUAUGCCGUUGUAGGCACAUUGCAAGCAGGUAACUUAGCAUGCACAGAUAAAAGAGUCGAAAAAUUGAAUGAAUCUUUCCAAGCCAUUAGAAUCAUCAAAUACUUCUCUUGGGAAGACAAGUUCAAGGAAGGUAUCAUGCUUGUUAGAGAAAAGGAAUUGGCUUUGCUGUUGAAAAGAUGUAUGGUCUGGUGUGUACUCGCAUUCUCAUGGUUUAUCACUCCAACAUUAAUUACUGGUUGUACCUUUGCUUAUUCUAUUUUAAUUGAGAAAAAGCAACUAACAACACCUGUCGCUUUCACUGCACUUUCUUUAUUUACUUUAUUGAGAGAUCCAUUGGAUAGAAUUUCCGAUAUGUUAAGUUAUCUGAUUCAAUCAAAAAUAUCUUUGGACAGAGUUCAACGUUUCUUGGAAACAGAAGAGACUGAUAAGUACGAUCAACUUACCGUAGAUAAAAACGGUAAGCGGUUGGCAUUUGAAAAUGUAACAUUGAGAUGGGACAGCGAUAAGGAUUCGUUUGUAUUGAGAAACUUGGAUAUUGAGUUUAUGACUGGUAAGCUUAAUGUUAUUGUUGGUGCUACAGGCUCUGGUAAAACUUCGAUACUUAUGGGUUUAUUGGGUGAAAUGCAAUUGUCUGAGGGUAAAAUAAUUGUUCCAAGUUUGUCUCCUAGACACGAAUAUCAAUCACAAGCGGGUGUGAUUAAUGAUUCUAUUGCCUAUUGUUCACAAGCUGCCUGGUUAUUAAACGACACUGUCCGUAAUAAUAUUUUGUUCAACGCUCCAUUCGAUCAAGCCCGUUAUGAUGCUGUCGUAGAAGCAUGCAGUUUGAAAAGAGAUUUCCAGAUAUUAAAAGCUGGAGACAGUACUGAAAUUGGUGAAAAGGGUAUUACCUUGUCAGGUGGUCAAAAGCAAAGAGUAUCCUUAGCCAGAGCUCUUUACUCCAGUGCAGGUCAUUUGCUUCUAGAUGAUUGUCUAAGUGCUGUUGAUUCACAUACUGCGUUAUGGAUUUAUGAUAAAUGCAUCAGUGGUCCAUUGAUGGAGGGUAGAACCUGUAUCUUAGUAACACAUAAUAUUGCAUUGACAAUGAAGAAUGCAGAUUUCGUUGUCAUGAUUGAAGAUGGUAAGGUUAAAGAAAAGGGUACACCCAUUGAGCUUCUUGCCAAAGGACUACUAGGUGAGGAUGAAAAUAUGAAGAAAUCAAUUAUCUCAAGAAGUGCUUCUUCCGCCUCAUUAAAGGGUAAAUCAGAGAGGUCUCUGGGUACUACACCAGCUCCUGUUGAAAUUGUACAAGACAGUACGCCUGUUAAUGAUGAUGGUAAAUUGAUUGAAGAAGAAGGUAAAGCAAUGGGAUUUGUUGGAAAGGAAAUUUACAAAUGGUACAUAAAGAUGUAUGGUGGUUGGUAUACAAUUGUUGCCUUAGCAUCCGUCUUUACUGCAAUUUUGUGUUUGCAAAUUACACAGGCCUGGUGGAUACGUAACUGGACUGUGAAGAGGUUUUCAGACGUCGAUGAGAGCAAUUAUAAUCUACCAGCAAGUACAUUUAUUGUAGAAAGCAGAAAUAGAGUGCUUUUAACUAAUGAAGCUGGUAAGAAAGAAUCAGAAAAUCAGAAUGCAGGAAUAGCCAAAUUUCUGGUAGUUUACUGUUUAAUAGGUGUUAUGUCUUCUAUUAUUGGAUCCAUUAAGACAUUCGUGAACUCUUUAUUCGGUAUUAGAGCCUCUAAACUGAUUUUUGAUUCUUUGUUAGAUAGAGUUUUACAUGCUAGGGUUAGAUUUUUUGAUUCAACUCCAAUCGGUAGAAUUAUGAAUAGAUUUUCAAAGGACAUUGAAUCCAUUGAUCAAGAAAUUCCACCUAACAUCCAAAGUGUGUUCUACUCAGCCAUUGAAGUUUUUGCAACUUUGUUGUUGAUAUCUUACAUUACACCUGCAUUUUUCCCAGUUGCGAUUAUUAUUGUUCUAGGCUACUCAAUUGUUGGAUUCUUUUAUUUGACUACAUCAAGGGAACUGAAACGGUUAGAUUCAAUUAGUAAAUCGCCUAUUUUCCAGCAUUUCUCUGAGACCCUUGUUGGGGUAACCACAAUUCGUGCUUUUGGUGACGAGCAAAGAUUUAUUAAGGAGAACUUAUCCAUGAUAGAUCAAAAUAGUAUGCCAUUUUUUUACUUGUGGGUAGUCAAUAGAUGGCUGUCUUUCAGAAUUGAUUUGAUAGGUGCUUUGGUUAUAUUUUCUUCUGGUGUUUUCAUUCUUUUAAACAUUAACAACAUUGAUGCUGGUUUGGCGGGUAUUUCUUUAACCUAUGCUAUCUCGUUCACUGAGGCUGCAUUGUGGUUAGUCCGUCAAUACUCAGAACUUGAAAUGAAUAUGAACUCAGUAGAGCGUGUCCUUGAGUACAUGAAUAUUGAACAAGAACCACUUAUUGCUGAUCCUGCCAAUGCAGUGACACCGCCACCGCAAUGGCCUGACAGUGGUAAGGUGGAAGUUAAUAAUCUAUCAUUGAAAUAUGCACCACAUUUGCCUUAUGUGAUAAAAGAUGUGACAUUUACCAUUGAGCCAUUAGAAAAGGUCGGUAUUGUAGGACGUACUGGUGCAGGUAAAUCUACUAUUAUUACUGCCUUGUUUAGAUUCUUGGAAGCUGACACAGGUUCAAUCAAGCUUGAUGGUGUUAAUAUUGCCAAUAUUGAUUUGAAAAGGUUACGUCGUUCGAUUACUAUAAUUCCUCAGGAUCCUACUUUGUUUGCGGGUAGCAUUCGGAGCAACUUAGAUCCAUAUGACGAAUACUCUGAUGAAGAGAUAUUUACUGCACUAAAGCGUGUCAAUUUGGUUAGUACUGAAGAGAUGGAAGCCAGUACAAGUGAAAUUCAAAGCAACUCUUCUAAGAAUGUUAAUAAGUUUUUGAACCUGGAAAGUGAAAUUGCCGAAGGUGGUAGUAACUUUUCACAAGGUCAAAGGCAAUUGAUGUGUUUAGCGAGAUCAUUACUUCGUAUGCCUAAGGUUAUUUUAUUAGAUGAAGCUACUGCAUCAAUUGAUUACAACUCUGAUGCUAAGAUUCAAGAAACGAUUAGACAGGAGUUUAACAACAGUACGGUUUUGACAAUUGCUCACCGUUUGCGUUCUAUUGUCGACUAUGACAAGAUUCUUGUUAUGGAUGCAGGUGAAGUGAAAGAAUUUGACCAUCCCUAUUCCUUACUAUUAGAAAAGAAAAGUAUUUUCUACAAUAUGUGUGAGGAUAGUGGAGAGUUGGAUGUUCUGAUAGACCUGGCCAAGAAGUCGUUCAUUUCGAGAUUGAACUCUGAUUCCAAGAAAUAA
This is a messenger RNA of Nakaseomyces glabratus, 4947 nucleotides long. RefSeq names its product YBT1 (gene YBT1). Gene Ontology annotation, cellular component: fungal-type vacuole membrane. The record is from RefSeq and is a predicted model, not a curated record. Gene Ontology annotation, molecular function: ATP hydrolysis activity; ATP binding; ABC-type transporter activity. NCBI's taxonomy places the organism in Eukaryota, Fungi, Ascomycota, Saccharomycetes, Saccharomycetales, Saccharomycetaceae. Gene Ontology annotation, biological process: transmembrane transport.